UAAAUUUUUGCCUCGCAUAGGAUUUGGAGUGAGUCGGAGCUUUGCUUUAUUUUAGUAACUCAGCCAGAGCAGAUCGGUCAGUAUGCAGACGGAAAGGGUUCCUGUGCAGGAGACGUGUACAUUGGGGUUUUUUAAUCUCCCUAAGAGUGUUCAAGAAACAUCCAAUAUAAUCUCCAAAGCAGACUUGGUAAAGAAGGCGAGGUUGGUGAUAUUGAAUGAAAAUAUAAAACAUGCAAAACUGAUGGAAGUUUACGAAGAGAAGUCAUUGCCGUCAACAACAAAUGAAACGGAACACCAAGACACUGAAGAAGAUAUAUACCAGGCAGAGAAUGUUCAUUUCGAUCAUCUGGCCACAGAUAAAGAAGUUGAACAGCAAUGCUUGGUAGAAGGUGGAAGCAAAGGAGAAAAUGAUGCUGUAGAAAAGCUGUUAGACAAAGAAACUAAGGGCGUGCAACUUCUAGAUACUGUAGAAGAUGGAGUUACUGAAAAUUUGUUGGAUAUGCCAGACAAAGAAAAAAGCCACUCUGAUACCAGAAAAAACAAACAUCAACAAGGCACCUUGGAAAAGGUUUUGGAUUUUGGACCAGAGGCAGAAGCUGUUGUUGAUGGAAGAAAACAGGAGAAGAACUGUGAUACACAAAUGCUGCAUUUAGGAACUGAGGGCAUCAAGGAAAUCCCAGACUUUCAAUUGGGAAUUUCUGAUUCAGACAAGAUGUUGGUCAGUCAUGGAAAGAACAUGGAACAGCAAGUCCAUGUCAAACGUGAACGUUACAAAGAGAAAACGCAUUCAGAGAACAUAGGUUGUGAAAACCUACACCGUCUGGUUACUAAAAAAGUAAAAAUACAUAAAGAGGAUGUCGUUGUAGCAGCAAAUGCAAAGAGUGAAAAGAAAAAUAAUCUAGAAAACAAGUCAUAUAAACGCAAAAAACCCCAAGCCUCAGCCAUUGAUAAAGGCUACAAAGCGCACUCGAAUUCGGAAAAACUGGCUGCACCAAAUGCAAGUCGUCAAAUGAUAACUCCAAGAAGGAUUUUUAUUCUGUUAAUUUGGUGCAACUUCCUGUUCACAAAUUCAGAAGAGUCCCCUAUAAAUCCCGUCUGGCGAGAGUACUGGGUCAAUGGCACCGAUCUGUUGGCUCAAGACCUGAGGAUUCACAACUGGAAAACUUUCUGCAGUCUGACAUUCAACAAAACCUCCCAAAUCAAGAGCUGUCCUGAUUCAUCUUUUGCUGUUUUAUGCAGCAACACUUCUCUCCGGUUCCUAGUAAGGGAACCACCAGUGACAACAUGGUACUUAGAACACGGAUCUUGUACAGAAUGUCACGGAACGACUGAAAAAUUCGUCUCUGGAGGACAAUUUAAUGAUACAGAAAUGUUACAGAAGUAUACGAGCCAACCUGCAAUCAGUUCUCCGAAGCCUCUCCAACGAAACUCCACUGAUAUCUCACCAGCUCCCGGGUCGGACACACCAGUCUCUGUACUGAUAGUACUAAGUCUAUUUUUUUUCUUGGCAGCUCCCACUACAUUCUGCAUUAUUAUAAAAUGCUUCUGUGUCAAGACCCAACCAAAAAAUAAGAAUUUUCUACGUCAUUCAACAGCACCAGAAAGAGUGAUAGUGGAUGGCAGAGAAGAAUCUCCCCUGGAUCCUGGAGAGUCCCAUGAGUUGACCAGUGAUCGCUCAGCAGAAACCUAAUUGAUCAAAUAACACUGACAUGGAGACGUUACACUAACAGUCUCUGGCAGAAGAAUGCUUAGCAUAGUGCGGUGCUUAUAAUGCUUUUUGUCUUAUUCUGUGACUUAUAAUUCUAUAUAUAAUGGUUUCUGACAGCAGAUGCCCAGUAUCUAUGGCCCCUUCCUUUAUUCCAGAGUUGAACAGAAAAGGGAAGGUGUUCCCUGCAGGACAGUCAGGACUGAGAACCCUCGCCGUGGAGGUAGAAGGGCAGUCCCCCCAUUAUAUGUCACUGCAGUGUAACUAUUUGUCAUGUGGAAUCUUGAGUAACUUGUGUGUAAAACCUUUCCCUGGUGCACAGAAGAGAGAUAAGAAGCCAAGUCCUGUGUUGCUGCCGUCUGUACCCUGGACUUCUUUGUCUGGGUCAAAACCGAUAGUGAUCACUUGUUUGAGUGAAACGUGGGGUUUUCCUGUAUUUAACAAAUA
Molecule: messenger RNA, 2152 nt
Organism: Xenopus laevis (African clawed frog)
Lineage: Eukaryota; Metazoa; Chordata; Amphibia; Anura; Pipidae
Exons: 8
Coding region: 83-1690 (535 amino acids)
Source: RefSeq, a predicted model, not a curated record